Molecule: messenger RNA, 1608 nt
Organism: Didymosphaeria variabile
Lineage: Eukaryota; Fungi; Ascomycota; Dothideomycetes; Pleosporales; Didymosphaeriaceae
Exons: 6
Coding region: 1-1608 (535 amino acids)
Biological process (GO): transmembrane transport
Cellular component (GO): membrane
Molecular function (GO): myo-inositol:proton symporter activity
Source: RefSeq, a predicted model, not a curated record
AUGGAAAAGAGCACUGAAGAGCAUCUCGACGACGGAGCCAUCGUGGAUGGUUCCGUGCGUCGAAAGAGUGUGGUCAGCAUGAAACGCAAUACUACAGGCGAAAUUCAUAAUCCACUCACCGGCAUCCCUAAAGAUAGAUUACUACAUGAUGUAGAGAAAUUUGCGCACGAUUCUGAGCUCACUGAUGCGCUUCCGUACUUGUUCAAGGGUGCACUUGCCGCUCAGUCGCCUGAGCACUAUGACAGCAUUAUCGAUUUAGACGAGGAUGAUCGCGAGGUUUUGAGAGUCGAGAGGGAUCACAGAUGGAGGCAUCCCAAGGCUCUAUACCUUACGAUCAUCCUGAACUCCAUCAGUGCGGCAAUUCAAGGCUGGGACCAGACAGGCUCCAAUGGUGCAAAUUUGUCCUUCCCACAGGCCUUCGGGAUUGGCAUGGCUCUCAAAGAAGUCACCGUCCCAGUAUAUUCGGCCAAGAAUGCACCCACUGUUAUUCGAGGCGCCUUAGUCAUGUCAUGGCAGCUUUUCGUCGCCUUUGGCAUCAUGCUUGGCUUCUCUGCCAACCUCGUCGUUGUCAAUACUGGAGACAUCGCAUGGCGCCUUCAACUCGGGUCCGCUUUUAUACCCGCUGUACCACUUAUUAUUGGUAUCUUCUUCGCGCCAGAGUCGCCUCGCUGGCUCAUUAAGAAGGGUCGGCAUCGGGCAGCGUAUCAAGCUCUCCUCAGACUGCGCAACUCGCCGCUACAAGCAGCUCGAGACCUAUAUCUCAUCCAUGCCCAGAUCCAGGUGGAAGAUGCCAUGAUAGAAGCACGGGAAGUUGCGAAGACCGAUAACAUGGUCACUAGAUUUAUUGAGCUUUUCACGAUACCGCGCGUACGUCGCGCAACGCAGGCUUCGGGUGUCAUUAUGACUGCGCAGCAGAUGUGUGGGAUCAAUAUCAUUGCGUUCUACUCUUCGACCAUCUUUAGAGAAGCUGGCGCAAGUAAUAUCGUGGCUCUGCUUGUGUCUUGGGGCUUUGGCAUGACGAUGUUCAUAUUCGCAUUCCCCGCCCUAUACACGAUCGACACAUGGGGUCGACGCACGCUCCUCAUCGCCACCUUCCCUUUCAUGUGUCUCACUCUCCUCGGCACCGGUUUCUCCUUCUACAUUCCCGAGUCUUCAGCAGCGCACCUCGGCCUCAUAGCCCUCUUCAUCUCCCUCUUCGUCGCUUUCUACAGUCCAGGUGAGGGACCUUGCGCCUUUGUCUACUCCGCCGAAGUAUUUCCACUCUCUCACCGCGAGAUCGGCAUGUCCUGGGCUGUUGCGACCAACAACUUCUGGGCCGCUGUCUUAGGUCUUACAUUCCCCCGCAUAUUGCAGCAGUUCACGCCAACGGGUAGUUUUGGCUUUUACGCGGGUCUGAACCUGGUGGCUCUUUCGUGGAUCUUCUGCUUCAUGCCGGAGACAAAACAGAGGAGUUUGGAAGAGCUGGACUAUGUCUUUGCGGUGCCGACGACUACUCACGCGAAGUUUCAACUUACGCAGGUGCUGCCGUGGUGGGUGGGCAGGUAUAUUUUGAUGCAGAAGGAUAGGGCAGAGCCGAAGCUAUAUCAUUUUGAAACUGAGGACGAGUGA